Molecule: messenger RNA, 4169 nt
Organism: Eublepharis macularius
Lineage: Eukaryota; Metazoa; Chordata; Lepidosauria; Squamata; Eublepharidae
Gene: UNC45A
Product: unc-45 myosin chaperone A
Exons: 19
Coding region: 22-2820 (932 amino acids)
Molecular function (GO): Hsp90 protein binding
Source: RefSeq, a predicted model, not a curated record
GCGCGGCUUUGGGGCGCUGUCAUGGCGGCGGGCGAGACCUCGGAGUUGCGCCAGGCGGGGAACGCGCUCUUCCAGGCGGGCCGCUACGAGGAGGCGCUGGAGGCCUACGCCAGCGCGCUCAGCCUGGACCCCCCGCAGGCCGAGCGGGCCGCGCUGCACCGCAACCGCGCCGCCUGCCACCUGAAGCGCGGCGACUACGCGCAGGCCGAGCAGGACGCCUCCCGAGCCAUUGAGGCCGACGGGCGGGACGUGAAGGGGCUUUUCCGGCGCAGCCAAGCCCUCCAGAAGCUGGGCCGCCUGGACCAGGCCCUCUCGGACCUGCAGCGCUGUGUGAGCUUGGAACCCAAGAACCGAGCCUUGCAAGAGGCGCUGCGCGACCUGGGCAGCCGCGUGCACGAGAAGGUGACAGCCGCAGCCUCUACCGACUCUAAAGUCGAGCAGAUGUUUAAAGUCUUGUUGGACGCUGAGGAAAAGGAUCAAGACAAGAAGCAGAAGGCCGCCCAGAACCUGAUUGUAUUAGCUCGAGAGGAACCUGGCGCUGAGAAGAUUUUCCAGAAUGAUGGAGUACAUCUGCUUCUGCAGUUGCUGGACACAGAUCAGCUAGAUAUGAUAUUAGCAGCCUUGCGUACCCUUACUGGUCUUUGCCGUGGUCAUCGUUCCCGGACUGUGGCAGUCCUGACUGUGCUGGGACCUCGGCGCUUCUUUCGCGUGCUGGAGUUGGAGGAUGAACAGGUCUCACUGGCUACCUAUAGUUUGCUUCAGGUCAUGAUUGAUGCCCUUAAAGAGGGAUUGCAGAGGGAUGUACGUGGCAAGGAAGAAGCCUUGGUGUCUGAUACAUCCAGGGAGCUGAAAUUGCUCCUCAAGCAGCUUCUGGAAGCCCUGACCCGGGAGAGUAUUUCUUCCUAUGGGCGUGAUAGCAUCCUCAACUUGCUGAUCAGUGUCGUGCCUCGGAAAUCGUUGCAAGACCCAAACAACAGUCUGGCCCUUUGGGUUAUUGAUCAGGGUCUCAAGGAGAUCCUAACGGUAGGAGGCACAGUGACCCACGUGCCGGGAAGUCUGCGUGUGACAGAGAACAGCCACCUGAGUGCUGCUGUCCUGCUGAGCAAGCUCUUUGGGGACUUGAAGUGUGAUGUGGAGCGGGAGAAUUUCCAUCUGCUUUGUGAGGACUGUAUCAGGUGCUGGUUUCAGGGCCAAGGUAUGCCUGACAAGCUGCGGGCCAUCCAGGCUGUGUCGUGUCUUUUGCAGGGCCCCUCGGAGGCAGGAAAUCGUGUGCUGGAGCUGAAGGGCAUUAUGGAGAGCAUCCUGGCCUUGUGUGCCUCCUCACGGGAGGCUGACCAGCUUGUCGCCGUGGAAGCCCUGAUCCACGCCGCUGACAAGGCCAAGCGGGCUACAUUCAUCACCGCCAAUGGUGUCACGCUCCUGAAGGAGAUUUACAAGCGCAGUGAGCGUGACAGCAUGCGCAUUCGUGCUCUGGUGGGCCUCUGCAAACUGGGAUCAGCAGGAGGCACAGAUUUCAGCAUGAAGCAGUUUGCUGAAGGCUCGACCCUGAAGCUGGCCAAACAGUGUCGCAAGUGGCUGUGCAACGCGGGAAUGGAUGCCAGCACGCGGCACUGGGCAGCAGAGGGCCUGGCAUACCUCACCUUGGAUGCUGAUGUGAAGGAAGAACUUGUGGAAGAUCAUGCUGCUCUGCAGGCCCUGUUCCAUCUGGCCAGGUCAGAGAACAGGACUGUGAUGUUUGCGGUGGCUUCUUCCAUGGUGAACUGCACCAGCAGCUAUGACCAGGAAGAGCUGGACCCCCAGAUGGUGGAGCUCGCAAAGUAUGCCAAGCAGCACGUCCCUGAAAAACACCCAAAGGACAAGCCGGAGUGUGUGCGCCAGCGUGUGCGGAAGCUGCUGGCUGCUGGUGUGGUGUCAGCUCUCAGCUGCAUGGUGAAGAAUGAGAGCCCUGCCCUGAGUGCCUCCUGCAGAGAACUGAUUUCCAGGGUUUUCCUUGCCCUAGUUGAAGACCCAGAGGACAGAGGUAUUGUGGUCGCCCAUGGAGGGGGAAAGGCUCUGAUCCCUUUGGCCCUGGACGGUACGGAAGCAGGACAGACGAGGGCAGCACAGGCGCUUGCCAGGAUCACGAUCACAACCGCCCCUGAGAUGGCCUUCCCUGGCGAGCGAGUCUACGAAGUGGUUCGGCCUCUGGUGGGCCUCCUGCACUUGAAGCGCACUGGCCUGCAGAACUUUGAGGGCCUGAUGGCCCUCACCAAUCUGGCCGGGACCAGCGAACGGCUCAGACAGAAGAUUGUGAAGGAAAAGGCAGUGCCUCUGAUCGAGGGCUACAUGUUCGAGGAGCAUGAGAUGAUCCGCCUGGCAGCCACCGAGUGCCUGUGCAACUUAGCUUUGAGCCCGGAGGUGGGGGAGCUGUUUCUGGCUGAAGGUAGUGACCGGCUCAAGCUAAUGGUUUUAUACAGUGGAGAGGAAGAUGAGCGGCUCCAGAGGGCAGCGGCAGGAACUCUGGCUGUGCUCACCUCAUUGUUCCCCCAGAUCUGCAGCCGCAUUCCCCAAGUGACCACUCAUUGGCUGGAGAUCCUGCAGGCCCUGCUGCUCAGCUCCAGCACGGAGCUUCAACACCGUGGUGUGGUGGUGGUGAAGAACAUGGUGGCAGCUGCCAAGGAGCUGGCGGAGAAACUCAUGGAGAGCGAGAUGCUGGAGAUCUUGUCUGUCCUUGCUGGGCUGGAGAAGGACAAGCCCCAAGUGGCCCAGCCUGCCAAGGAGUGCUUGGCCCAGGCUGUUGUUUAUGGCUUGAUUAAGCCUAGUACUGUAGGCGGGGAAUGAAAGCUCCCCACCCCCCACUUUUGUAAGCACACAUUGCUGCUGCUGCUGCUGCUGCUGAGCACUGGGAUAAGGGAUUAGGGCCUGAUCUGCCGGAGGGUUGUGGGACAGCAGGUUACUCCAAGGGUUCUCUGCAGCAGACUGGUGGAUGGAGCCUGCCCCAUAGCAGCUCCCUGGGUGAGUGUGUCUGGCAGUGGUGAGCUCUCUGUAGCCUUGGUCUUCUGUGGCUGCUGCUUGGAGACAAGUGGCACUUUGGUGAUAGUUCCACAGUAUUCCUCUUUUGGAGGCUUCCUGUAGCACCUUACUGUAGGGGUGGCUUUCCACCCCCUACCUUCUCUCUCUUCCAUUCCUGCAAGAACCUUGGUGGGCUUCAGCUCUCCUUUUGGACCAGAUCUGUCCGUGGCAAAUGGGCCCACAUAUAGGUAACCUUGGGAGCAAAUACAGGUUGUAAUACCUGUGUGACUGACACAUGGCUGUGGAAAAGUAUGCAUAUGUUUUUUUCUGUAAUGCAUAAGGCUCACGUUAAAAACCUUUAAAAUAUAUUCAAAAUAAGUAUUUAUUAUACAGUGUACACAGUACUCAAAAACAUAGGGUAUAAAUAGCAGGCUACACACAUGUUCUUAAAAUAGGUAUAACAUUCUCCAAGUGCAGUUGAUAGUCAAAUGACCAACACUAAACUGGACCAUACAUGUUUCGGCCCCAGGGCCGCCUUCCACAGUGGUCAGUCAUACAAUUUUUGUAAUACUCAGCCUACAGAUUUUCAGAAUUAUUCUGGUUGAUUCUGUAAACUCUUAAAACUUAAAAACUACAGGAAGGAAUUGAAGUGUAUGUAUCUUUGACUAUGUGCUGCACUCCUUUACUAAAGGGAAUGCUUGACCAUCUUCAUGAUGGAUACUUGACCACUUCCUAUUCAAGACACAGCCCUCUUCUGGACCUGUUGACCUAAGCAGGUGCACCAGAUGCUGUUGUUACUGUUGGCCUUUCUCCUGUUUAUGUUGACAUGUACCCAGCAAGGAGGGGCAAGUUCCCUGCUUCCAGGCAGCAGAGUUUCCAGGGUUGGGUGGAAAUCGGGGGUUCUACUGGAACCUCAAGGGUUCCGUGAGAAAUUGGCCAAGAAUUCAAUGUUUGUGCAAAGAUAAAUGAGCCCGAAUAUCACACGGAAAGUAAACCUUAUAUCAACUUUGGAUGUGAACUUUAUUUUCAUGUUUAAACAUUAUUUUGAUAUUUGAAAAAAAUUAGAUGAUACAAAAAAGACAAGAUUAAAUGCUUCACUUUUUUCUUACAGUGUAAGCUCUCUCACACAUACACCUCUGUUUAUGCAGCUCUUACCAAAUAAAUAUACUUGACAAUAA